Messenger RNA from Tachysurus fulvidraco (yellow catfish), 5942 nucleotides. RefSeq names its product solute carrier family 7 member 5 (gene slc7a5). Bases 149 to 1654 code for a protein of 501 amino acids. Gene Ontology annotation, biological process: neutral amino acid transport; amino acid transmembrane transport. Gene Ontology annotation, molecular function: L-amino acid transmembrane transporter activity; neutral L-amino acid transmembrane transporter activity. The record is from RefSeq and is a predicted model, not a curated record. Gene Ontology annotation, cellular component: membrane. Lineage: Eukaryota; Metazoa; Chordata; Actinopteri; Siluriformes; Bagridae. The transcript has 10 exons.
CUUUCGCAUGUUGAGCUUCACCUUUACAUAGCCACGCUUCUGUGAGUCACAGCACCGGGACCCGGACGGAGCGCGUUGGCUGCUUCUGUUUUAAACAUUAACAACAAAAAAAGGCCCUUUUUUAAACUCAAACCCGAAAGGGCCGAAAAUGCCGAAUGUAAAGAAGAGAAAUUCGGCGGCAGGCGCUGAGGACCAACAGGCGACGGAGAAGAUGCUCGGCGGCGCGUCUGGGGGUCCGGCGGCGGAUGGAGAGGAGACGGUGGUGCUGCAGCGCACCAUCACGCUGCUGAACGGGGUGGCCAUCAUCGUGGGCACCAUCAUCGGCUCGGGCAUCUUCGUGACGCCGACCGGCGUGGUGAAGGAGGCGGGUUCUGUAGGUCUGUCUCUGGUGGUGUGGUCGGUGUGCGGCGUGUUCUCCACAGUAGGCGCUCUGUGUUACGCAGAACUCGGGACCACCAUCACCAAGUCCGGGGGCGACUACGCUUACAUCCUCGAGGUGUACGGAUCACUGCCGGCUUUCCUCAAGCUCUGGAUCGAGCUGCUCAUCAUCAGACCUUCAUCACAGUACAUCGUAGCUUACGUCUUUGCCACGUACCUGCUCAAGCCUUUGUUCCCGGUGUGUCCGGUACCGGAGACGGGAGCCAAGCUGAUCGCGUGUCUGUGCAUCCUGUUGUUGACGGCGGUGAAUUGCUACAGCGUUCGUGCCGCCACCCGAGUCCAGGACGCCUUCGCGGCUGCUAAGCUCUUCGCUUUGGGACUCAUCAUCAUUAUCGGCUUUGUACAGAUCGGCAUAGGUGAUACCACAUCCCUUUCACCCGAGAAUGCUUUUAAAGGAUCCAACAGCGACUUUGGGAACAUCGGCCUGGCUCUCUACAGCGGCCUUUUCGCAUACGGAGGCUGGAAUUAUUUGAAUUUUGUCACUGAAGAAAUGAUCGAGCCGUACAAAAAUCUGCCACGUGCCAUCAUCAUUUCACUGCCCAUAGUCACCAUCGUCUACGUGCUGACCAACCUGGCCUACUUCACCACUCUCAGCCCUGAGGAGAUGCUCAACUCUGAGGCUGUAGCUGUGGAUUUUGGGAAUUAUCACUUGGGCCCCAUGGCGUGGAUCAUCCCGGUGUUUGUGGGACUUUCCUGCUUCGGCUCAGUCAACGGCUCACUGUUCACCUCAUCCAGGUUGUUCUUUGUCGGGUCACGUGAAGGUCAUCUUCCCAGCCUGCUGUCCAUGAUUCACCCAAACCUGUACACUCCUCUGCCCUCACUCUUGUUCACGUGCCUGAUGACGCUCCUCUACGCCUUUUCUAACGACAUCUUCUCAGUCAUCAAUUUCUUCAGCUUCUUCAAUUGGCUCUGCAUCGCCAUGGCGAUCAUUGGAAUGAUGUGGCUGCGCUAUAAAAAACCUGAGCUCGAGCGGCCAAUCAAGGUGAACAUCCUGUUGCCUAUUUCCUUCGUCCUGGCGUGUCUCUUCCUGAUCGUCGUGUCCAUCUGGAAAACUCCAGCCGAGUGCGGGAUCGGAUUCGGCAUCAUCGCCACCGGCGUUCCCGUCUACUACUUCGGCGUCUGGUGGAAGAACAAGCCCAAGUGGCUGAAGCAGCUGAUCUUCUCAGCCACAGCAACCUGUCAGAAGUUGUUGGACGUCGUGCCUCAGGAGUCGUGAAGAUGCUGAAAACCCAAACAGAAGCUUUAGAUACGAAAACAACAACAAAUUCAAAUAUUUUCCCUCUGACCUCCACCUGUGCUCUCUCUCUGUCUCUAUCCCUCUCUCUAUCCCUCUCUCUCUCUCUAUCUCUCUCCCUCUCUCUCUCUGUCUCCCUCCUUGUGUGUAAACACAUCAAUUCACACCUAAACGGGGAAAACAUAAGACAAGGGACGCCGAAUGAGUGCAGGAUUCUUUACUUUUAAUUCACUGUAAGACCUUAUUAUAGUUUUAUUUUAUUUGCGCUUACUAUUUGCUUUAUCUUUCCAUUCCUGACAUUCCUUUCAGAACUUAGAAGUACUUAGAAGUAUGCAAUACUCAGAAGUAUAGCGUGGCCUUGUGCGUGUGUGUGUGUGUGUGUGCGCGUGUGUGUGCCUGCGGUGCUGUAAGCGUUUCUCCUGGUUACCGUAUCUACCCAUUUUCAAACACUCUACAUGGUUUAAUUACUAAGCGAUUUCAGCUCACAAUUCUCCGGGUUGUUGGUUUAUCGGUUUGAUAUUUUUUCCCCCGGCUGUGAGUUCAUUCAGAGAUUAACGUCACGCAGUUAACGUCACGCACUGCGCUAACGUUAACUGUGGGAACAUUUUCCUUCACCGGAGUUUUUGAUCAUCGUCACUUUGAAUAAAAAACAAGUUCAACAGCGACACAUUCAGAAAGAGCCGGAGCUUUGUGUUUAUAAUCUAAAAAAAAGAAAUUUGUUUAUUUCUACACCCUUUGUCUUUAUAUAUAUAUAUAUAUAUUCACUUUAUUUUUCUUUCUUUCUCUAAAGCAGAUCGAGAGCAGAUGCCUUAUAUGAUCACAGCCAUCUAGGAACCUUGUUUAAAUGAGAUCUUUGUUAUUAUUUAGGCUUCAGACGCCAGAAAGCCUCGCUGUCUUAUCGUACCUCGUUAGACUGCUGCAUGUUCAGCGUUGAGCGUCAGACCGAUUUGUAUAUUUUGGAGGUUGAGAUUUGGACAUGAAGCAUCUCCUGAGUUCGAGCCGGCUAGUCUUUAUACGGCUCUCACGUAGGCGUUCUUUAGUCUUGUUGUUAAAACUUGAAUGCUCUAAGCAGUGGCAUUUUUAGAAAGUAUGCAGUAAAAUGUAGAAGCCUGUUUUCUCGUAUUUAAGUGAAAUAUUUCCAGAUGCUUGAUAGCCGCAGAAGCACAAAAACACUCCAGAAAACCACAGAGCCAAAUGAAAUAUUCACCCUGAGUGACCUGCAUUUCUUCAUUUUUUUUUUAACUUUGCUUAAACACAAUGCCCUUAGACUUUCUGCUGAUUGCGUGCGGUGCGAUUUAGCCCUUGCGUCAUCGCACGAGCAGUGCAGCGGUGCUUUGGUUUUUUGUGUUUUUUUCCGUCACCUCCUGACUUGUUCACUCUAACAGAUCGGCGUCCAGAGCAUCCCGUACCCCACGGAUCAGCCGAGCCGAUUCUCUUCUGAUUUAAUGUAACGUCGUUGAGCUUCGUUACAUUCUGGGAUUUUGAGUCCGCCGUUUGUUCCACCGUAUCCGCUGACUCUGGACUCUGGAUUUCUCAUUAAUACAAUGAGAUGAAAAUGAUGAAGCUACACUGAGCUGAACCCUGAAGCACUCUGAUGCGCUGGAUACAGACGACACUCUGCCCUUCGGGUUGCUGGUGUAUUUGUGUUCCUGUAGUGGCGUGAAGUGAGUUUUAACUGAAUGCGAUCGAUAAUUUUUCCAAACAUUUUCCGGUUUAUGAGAACUUGUAGAUGUUGCAUUACAAUCAUGACUCAAGUUGGAAGAACAGCAAAUAUCUACAACCUACACUAGGCUUAGUACCGAACCCUGAGGCACUCCGUAAUACAGAAAAUAGUCUUUUAGUCGCUCGGCAAUCUUUAAACUCGCCUGAUUCGUGUUUACUAGAUGAAUUUUAGUUACGCUGCGCUUUUUAGUGCCUCUGAUAUAAAGACCAUAUGAUAAGUAGAAUUGUACAUGUAUGUUUACCUGUGAGCAGAACUAAGGUUCGAUGAAAUGUUUAGAAAGCCCUGAAAAAUGUGAGAUUUUUCGGGGGGGUAUUUUUUUGGACGGAAAUCAGAGUCGAGAGGUUUUGAAAUUUUGCGAGCGAUUAAAAAGGCAAGAAAGCAACCGGAUAAAAAAAACUGCAACCGACAGUCUUUGAUGUUUUUUAUGUUGAACUCGUAGUCACGUCGUCUAGCCUCGGAAUGACGAUGUAAAGCUCUCGGCUGGAAGAAUUAUUAUUAUUUUUUUUAAUAUAAGAAAUUAAUAGAAGUUCUCUCUUUACACCAGAGCACCACGGCUAAUUAUUUUUUUAACUUGGUCUUUCACCCGAAGUCGAUGUCAGCUACCUCACCAACAUGUCGUCCAAGUUUAUUAGCACCGUAGCUGUGUUGAGAAAUGUUCAUCGUUAUAAUCAUCAUUUCUAGAGUUUCUCGUGCGGGUCGACAUCAUCGCAAAACCUUCACUUUCACCCGUUAAUGUUAACAGAAUCCUGAAUCACACGACCUUCGGUCUGCGUCCGCUCGUACAUCACUGACACUUUGUUUGUGUUCGUUUAAUCCGUUAUCAGAAAUCACCGAUGUUGCUUUGGGUUGUUCUCGCUUCUUCUCUGUCGAAGGUCAAUUUCCAGUAUCUAUUAAGAUAUUGCUUAUUAUUUUAUUUUUUUGUUAGGAGGUGGUUUAGGUGAAGUUUUACAAAUACAGCAGAAGUGUAAAGUAAGAUGAUUUUGUAGGCCUGGAUUUUGUUUGUGUGUUUUUUUUUUUUUUUAUGUUUGUUUGGUUGUUGUUUUUUUUUGAGUAUUGGAGUCUUUUACAAAGCACAAUAAAGACCUCCAGACUCUGAUUGAUUUCUGAGGCCAGUAUGUAUUGGCACUUACAUGUGUGUUACAGCCGUGUGUCUGUUUAUGUGAGAAAAUCUUUAGCUUUUGAUCGAACUAACGCCAAUUUGACUAACGUACAUUUAGUCCUGCUGACCGUUACUUAACCUAUUUAUUUAUUUGUAGGGACUUUUAAUAUUUUUGUAUCUCAUUAGUGCACUAAUAUAUUUAGCUUAUUAUUUGGGGGGGGGGGGGGGGGGUUAGACUUCAUUUAAAAAUCUUAUUUUGGAUAUGUAUAGGUCGUAGAGCCACUAACAAACUUUCCGCUGUACUUCGUUCGAAGAGUUUCUCCGUUUCUGAUCGAUGUUUGUAUCGCUCGUGUUAAUAACGUCCUCGCGUCGCUAAACGUCUCACUGACUGAAAUAAAUACCGACAAACACCGAUCCGUGUAUCGUGGAGCGACAGCCGGUCGUCUUUUGAUCUGUUUUUGUUGUUUGUUUUUUUUUUUUUAACAUUUCAGGUCAUAAACUCGCAUAUCUGACUUCAAUGCAUAAUUUUGCAUAUAACAAUUGAAACCUGUCAGUAAUUAACUCCGCAUAAUAGCGUUAAUUUGGCGUCUCGUUAAAACACCACACGUCAAGGUAAAAUCUUUCGUCGACUUCCGUAACGCUGAAUCGUAACACGCGCUGAAGUCAGACGGAAUUUCUUGCCGCGUCGAAGGAUUAAAUCAACUGCACUUUAAACCUCGGCUUCGGUUAGCUUCUGUUGCUACGUGACCUGGUCAUUAACCAGCCAUAGUGACGAAGGUCUUUUUCUAUUUCUUGUGUUCUUCUUUAUUUAUUUUAUUCAUUCAUUCAUUCCUGUUUCAGCCUCUGCUCCAGAAAACACUCCACGCUCCUGAAGCGAUUAGUUUUGCCUGUUUUUUUUAGUGGCUUGUUAAUGACCUGGUUACCGCAGCUAGGUAGCAGCAGACCUAGUUUAAUCAGAUCUGAUUACUUCUUUAUGUGAAUAAAAAAAAAUCGACCCAAAUCGACCGGAUCACUUGAAUCUUUAAGAACAUCUUACUUCACUUUCUUACUGUGCUACAUUAUUAGGACACGACCCAUUUGGAUUGUUUGGCACAGAAGCAGGAAGUGAACUUCCUUCCAUUUUACACAAAUCACAAGGUUCACACACACACACACACACACACUGAGUUAAAGGCGGAUCGUGUGUUCGGUCACACUCCGACCGGUUUGCGUCUAACACCGGUGUGGUGUUGUAGUGUGUAUCAGCUGAUCUCAGAUCUGUGUUAAACUCUGUGAUGUUCCAGUCUGUAGUCUGUGCUGUGUGCUUUCAGCUGAUCUCAGAUCUGUGUUCUGUAAAAUGUUUGAGACAAAUCAGUGUAUAAACGACGUGUCCGUUUCUCUGCUGUUUGUGCAAAAUGUCUACUGAAUUUGUUUUUUUUUUUGAGAAAUAAAAACGCAAACUUUUUAAA